Molecule: messenger RNA, 3153 nt
Organism: Misgurnus anguillicaudatus (oriental weatherfish)
Lineage: Eukaryota; Metazoa; Chordata; Actinopteri; Cypriniformes; Cobitidae
Gene: septin8b
Product: septin 8b
Molecular function (GO): GTP binding
Source: RefSeq, a predicted model, not a curated record
AGUUAAUCGUAAAUUGAUGUUAUGUGCUUACGAACUUGCGGCUGUAAUGCUCAGUUAACUUAAAUAAACGUCUUGAUGACGUAUGCAGCCUGCAUAUGCGACCUCCGGAGGCUGCAGCCUUCCGAUCGAGAGAGAGAGAGAGAGAGAGAGAGAGAGAGAGACUUAAUAAAUGACAGCACACAGUCAGUACUCUCGCAUGCGUCUACAUGGCUGCCACGGAUGUAACUAUAUAUCCAUGUGAGGAGGAGAUGAGGUCUCUCUCUCUCAGCGGUCAUGUUGGUUUUGACAGUUUACCUGAUCAGCUGGUGAGUAAAUCAGUGAGUCAAGGAUUCAGCUUCAACAUUCUCUGCGUAGGUGAAACCGGGAUUGGCAAAUCAACCCUAAUGAACGCGCUGUUUAACACCACAUUUGAGAAUGAAGAGAUCAGCCACUUUCAGAACGGGGUGUAUCUGCGUCCCAGAACUUAUAACCUACAGGAAAGUAAUGUGGAUUUAAAACUGACCGUUGUGGACACUGUGGGAUUUGGGGACCAGGUUAAUAAAGACGAAAGUCAUGAACCCGUGGUGGACUACAUCGAUGCCCAGUUUGAACGUUUCCUAGAGGAAGAGCUUAAAAUCAAACGCUCUCUUCACGACUAUCAAGAUUCACGCAUCCACAUCUGCCUUUACUUCAUUGCUCCCACCGGUCACUCGUUGAAAUCUCUGGAUUUAGUCACUAUGAAGAAACUAGACAGCAAGGUCAACAUUAUCCCCAUCAUUGCAAAGGCAGACACGAUGUCUAAGAGUGAGCUUCAGAAGUUUAAGAUCAAGAUCAUGAGUGAACUGGUCAGCAAUGGUGUUCAGAUCUAUCAGUUCCCAACAGAUGACGAAGCUGUGGCAGAAAUCAACUCCUCCAUGAACGCACAUCUGCCGUUCGCUGUGGUUGGAAGCAGUGAAGAGGUUAAAAUUGGGAACAAAAUGGUGCGAGGCAGACAGUACCCGUGGGGUGUUGUACAGGUGGAGAACGAGAGUCACUGUGACUUUGUGAAGCUCAGAGAGAUGUUAAUUCGUGUCAACAUGUUGGACCUAAGAGAUCAGACCCACGCCAGACACUAUGAGCUCUACCGUCGCUGUAAACUGGAGGAGAUGGGCUUUAAAGACCCUGACAGCGACUCCUUCAGUCUUCAGGAGACGUACGUGGCCAAGAGGAGAGAAUUUAUUGGGGAACUUCAAUUGAAAGAGGAGGAGAUGAGACAGAUGUUUGUAAAUAAAGUAAAGGAGACGGAGGCAGAGCUGAAGGAGAAGGAGAGAGAGCUGCACGAAAGGUUUGAGAUGUUAAAGCGCAGUCAUCAGGAGGAGAAGAGAAACCUGGAGGAGAAGCGCAGAGAUUUAGAAGAAGAGAUAAACGUCUUCAACAGGAGAAAAAUAGCUGCUGAAACCCUACAGUCAGGUUUCUCUGCAACCGUCAAAAAAGACAAGAAAACUUAAAUGUCUCUUUCCUCAUCUAACACACGUCUGUCUGCCGUUCCCAUCACUGUCUGUCUCUAUUCAGUCAAUGCAAAGCCAUCAAUGAUUCCUCUCCUGUCAGUGACUCUAUAGGACUCUUACUCUUUACACUGCAAAAAAUCAUUUUCAAGAAAAAAAUUCUUAGUAUUUUUUUUUUUUUUUUAGUAAAAAUAUAUAAAAUGUCUUAAAUGAAGAUGCUUUUUCUUGAUGAGCAAAACAACCCAAGAAAAUAAGUCGAGUUUUUAGACCAAAAAUAUCAAAUUUAAGUGAUUUUGUGCAUAAAACAAGCAAAAAAAAUCUGCCAAUUACCCCAUUGGCAGAUUUUUGUGCUUGUUUUAUGCACAAAAUCUCUUAAAUUGUAUAUUUCUUUAGACUUAUUUUCUCAUUUUGCUCAUCAAGAAAAUGCAUCUGAUUUAAGAAUUCUUAGAUAUUUGUAAAAACAAGACAAGCAUUCAUCUUUUAGGCUCUGAUGUCAGAAGAGAGCAUUGUGGGAUAGAAAAGCUGAUUUGCAGGGCAUGGAUGGAGAGACAGACUCAGACUGGCAGCAGACACUGACUGCCUGGCACUGCCAGCUGCUCACAUCAUUGUGGUGUGCGCCUGCGUACCAGUGAGCGGUGUUUGCUGCUGGAUUGCUGAAUUAAAGUGUUGUAGCAUUAAAGCGUGCAUUCUCAAUAGGAAUUUCCCAUCUUUACUUAAACUAAAAUCAAAGUGAAAUUAGCGAGCACUGAUGGGCACAUCUGAUACAACAUUUAUUAUGAGAAGCAUUUCAUGCACCAUUUGAUUUCUGUUCUCUCGUUUCAGUUGUUUGGCCACCCAAAGGGAACAUCAGUAACUGCAGUAGGCUAUUAUAGAUAUAUUUAACAGUUAUUUAGCAGAUUUUAUAUGUAAAUAACAACCCUAGCAUUUAAUAGAGUAAGCCAUGACCUUACAACUGUGAACAUCCGUUGAUGUGAAGCUGCUUACAUAAACAUGAAACUCUCUUUCAAAGAUAAUACUUGCAUAUAAAUAUAAAGCAUUAUAUUAGAGAAGUCUUUCAUUAAAGGUGUAUUGUGAGGAUUUUUUGACAGAAAUGCAAUAUAAUCUACAUAACUAUAUUGUCAGGGGUGUUUAAAGACAUACACCACAUGUCUCUUUACAUGAAAGUCGCCAUUUUGCGCCGCCAUGUUUCUACAGUAGCCCUAAACGGACAAACAGCUCUACAGAUGGCAUCUGUGAUGACGACAUGUUUGUCCUGUGGGGCCACCGUCAUUGGUUGUAAUUCCCUAGAUGCUGCUAAAAUCUACACACUGCACCUUUAAAGUUUUGUCUUUAUAACCUUUAUUAUUAUUAUUACUGAACUUCAGUCAGUGCACUAACUGGAUUGUGGGAAUUAAGAUUUUUGUACAUAUAAAUAUUUUAAUAUAAACAGUUUAAUUAGUUUAGAAAGUUUAAUGCUACAGUAUUUUAAAUGUUAAAUCUCUUCUGUGGCAUAAACACAGCCAGUUAAGACUGGUCUGACCAACUAGCAAUUAGUUAGGGUUAAUCAGUCUUACUAUUUACCAAUCUACCUUUUAAUGUAACAUACUUAAAAAGUCAAUUUUUUUCUUCCAGACUGGUCUUGACGUUUUUAAGUUUAUGCCACACUGUUGUUUUCAUAUUUUGUUUGAAAUAAAUACUUUUUUAUUCACCA